CACGCGUCUAACCGCGACAUGACUUCGACUUUGAACGCGCCUCCGUUCGAAAUUCGAAUGAAUUAACCGCGAAAAUUUUGUAUGUUUUUUUUUUCUGUGGAACUGAUGUGUGGCCAGUGUUGAAUGUGCACGUGUUAUCUUCUUGAGGCCGUUUGGAUUUAAAUUGUAAUUAAGUUAACAAAUGCGGGUAUAACAUUUAAAAAAUAAUUUAAUAAGUAACCUAGAUUAUCUAUGGUUUAAUAUGUAUUAUAAAUUAGUUCGUAAGGCCUUGAAGAUAAUGAGCGCACAUUGUUAAACAGUUUUACAAAGACAUGUAAAAUUAAUUGCAAAAUGUUCAGUGAUAUAAUGUGAAUUGAAAGGAAGUGAAUACGAGGACUAUCACAAUGUGCAGCAAGGAUCAAAUUAAUCACAUCCUCGGAAAGAUCAAUGUGGGCCUCCCAUCGUGGUCGCGCGGCCUGGAGGCUGCGGAGGCGGCGCGCACGCGCCUCGUGCGCUGGGCGUGCGGCGAGCCCCCCGAGGAGCCAGACCCUCCUCGUAAGAAGAUGCCGCACGCGCUCCGCCGACGGUGGCCGCUGUGCCCCUGCUUGCAGAAUGACGAACCCCCGGAGAUUACAUAUUGCGUGGUGGGGGGAGAGGGAGGGCUGGCGUUACAAGCCGUCACACCCACUCACCCCAUGCCCCCUCAGGAGGAGUUGGACGCUAAGUUUGCUGAACUGGUGGAGGAGUUGGACUUGACAGCAGUAAAUAAAGCAGCCAUGAUGGAUUUACCGGCCGCGAAAAAAUGGCAGAUAUACUGCAGUCGGCGACCACCACCAGGCCAGGCCCCUCCACUGGCCACCGCCCCUCAAGUGGAGGAAUACAUCAAGGCGCUGAAUGAAAUCGCUGAUGCCUUUGCUUCAACGGACGGUAUACCACCAGCGGAAGCCUGCGCCCUAGUGGAUGGUUUAAAAACUGCACUCCGAACUCGAGCUCAUAGCUUCGUACUCCGUUUCGUUAAACAAGGAGGCCUGGGGGCACUUCUAGAUGUUUUACAACGAGCUUCAAGGGACGAUGCACUCACCAGACAUAAUCUCAUCGCUGCGAUAAAGGCUUUGAUGAAUAACUCUACUGGCCGUGCUCAUGUUCUAGCACAUCCCACCAGUAUAGAUCUGAUUGCACAGUCGUUAGAUACAGAGAAUGUUAAGACAAAAGUAGCAGCGUUGGAAAUACUCGGUGCUGUUUGUUUGGUGCCAGGAGGACACAAAAAGGUACUAGAGGCCAUAGUUCACUAUCAAAAGUAUGCUGGCGAACGCGCCCGUUUCCAAGGGAUCGUGAACGAACUCGAUCGGAGUACGGGAGCGUACCGUGACGACCUCGGCGUGAAGACUGCCAUCAUGUCGUUCAUUAAUGCCGUCUUAAAUUAUGGACCUGGAGAGGAUAGUUUGGAGUUCAGACUGCAUCUCAGAUAUGAACUGCUCAUGUUGGGGAUAAUGCCAGUAAUCGAAAAAAUGAGAAAGUACGAAAACGAGACAUUGGACCGUCACAUCGAGUUCUUCGAGAUGGUUCGCAACGAAGACGAGAAAGAGCUCGCCAGGCGAUUCGACAAGGAGCACGUGGACACCAAGAGUGCCGCGGCCAUGUUCGAGCUGCUGAGGAGGAAGCUCAGCCACACCGCCGCUUACCCGCAUAUGCUGUCCUUACUGAAACACCUGCUUCUGUUGCCGUUGGAGUACAGUCCACACUCGCAGCACUGGUUGCUGGUGGAUCGCGUAGUGCAGCAAGUGGUACUGCAGCAGCCUAGUGCCGGUAGUCGUGCCAACAGCGAGCAGGGCAGUUUACCUGAUGUUAACACCGACCCCACCAAGAUUUACGAUCCCGACGUGGCGCCCCUUGAAAUUAACGUGGGAGAAAUUGUACACCUUUUAGCCAAAGAAGAAGAACUCGUUGCUGCCAGAACGAAAGCAGAGAAUCUAGAACGAGAGAAUGUUGAUUUGGCUACGGAGCUUGCUAAAAAGGAGAAGCAAGUGGACCAGCAGGCGCAGGAGCGCGAGGAGCUGGAGGAGGUGGUGGCGCGGCUCAAGGAGCGGCUCGAGCGCGAGACCGCCGCGCACAUGGAGAGCGCCGAGCGCGCCCGCGCCGCCGCCGCGCGCGCGCUGCACCUCGACCACCAGUUAAAUCAGGAAAGAUCAGAAAGAGUGAGAUUCGAGAAACUAGUCAGCGAAGGAAGUAUACCUGAUGACGCUAAGGUGAGCAAUUUGAAGACCGCUGUGAUUGAAAGCUGCACGGCACCUCCCCCUCCACCCCCUCCUGCACCGCUUCCACCACCAGCCCCUCUACCACCUCUUUCAGGCCUAGCCCCUGCCCCACCCCCUCCAGCCCCACUCGCCCCUCUAGCACCUGCACCUCCUAAACCUAAAAAGAACGUACCCACCCCCGGAAAUCCAUUGAAAAGCUUCAAUUGGAGCAAGCUACCAGACACGAAACUCCACGGCACCAUCUGGCAAGAGCUCGAUGACACCAAGUUGUACAAUGCCAUAGAUUUGCACACGAUCGAUAAGAUGUUCUGCGCGUACCAGAAGAACGGUGUACAGAAUGAAGGGUCCGUUGAAGACUUACGCCAGUUGGGAUCAAAGCCUCGAACAAAAAUCUUAUCUGUUAUUGACGGGCGCCGUGCACAAAAUUGUACCAUCUUGCUUUCCAAGCUAAAGAUGACGGAUGAAGAAAUAUGUCGAGCGAUAUUACGGAUGGACAAUAACGAGCAACUACCCAUCGAUAUGGUGGAACAGCUGCUCAAGUUCACACCCAGCGCUGAGGAGGCCGCCCUGUUAGAGGAGCACCAAGACGAGCUUGAUAGCAUGGCGAGAGCCGACCGGUUUCUAUACGAGAUUUCCAAGAUCCCGCACUACUCGCAGCGCGUGCGCACGCUGCUGUUCAAGAAGAAGUUCGCGGCGGCGGCGGCCGAGGCGCAGGCGCGCGCCGCCAGCGUGCUGCGCGCCGCGCGCGACAUGACGCGCUCGCGCCGCCUGCGCGCGCUGCUCGAGCUCGUGCUCGCGCUCGGCAACUACAUGAACAGGGGUGCCCGCGGCAAUGCUUCUGGGUUCCGGUUAUCGUCGUUGAACAAACUUGCAGACACGAAAUCCAGUGUAUCACGAAAUACCACCUUAUUACAUUUCCUCGUAGAAAUGCUCGAAACACAGUUCAAAGACAUACUUCUGCUAGAAGAGGACUUGCCGCACGUCCGCGCGGCGGCCAAGGUAUGCGUGGAGCAGCUGGAGAAGGACGUGGCGGCGCUGCGCAGCGGGCUGCGCGAGGUGGCGCGCGAGCUGGAGUACCACGCGUCGCUGCCCGCGCCCGCCGCGCCGCACGACGCCUUCCAGCCAGUCAUGCGCGAGUUCCACGCGCACGCCGUCUGCACAUUCACGCAGCUGGAGGAUCUCUUCCAGGACAUGAAGAGCCGGCUGGAGACGUGCGCACACACGUUCGGCGAGGAGGCGAGCGCAUCGCCCGAACAGCUGUUCGGCGUGCUGGACGUUUUCCUGCAGCAGCUGGCUGACGCGCGCGCCGACUGCGACGCGGCGCGCCGCCGCCGUGACGACGAGCAGCGCCGCACGCGCCACGAACAGGAGCUCAAAAAACGCACCCUGGAACGCAAACAAGCCUCAAGCCUGCUUAGUUCCGUAGGGAAGUCACUAGGCAAAUCAAACGGAACAGCAGACUGCAACGGUCACGCCAACGGAGACGCAUCCCGGGACGGUACACUGACAAAUGGUCAGAAAGGUGAGUUCGACGACCUUAUCUCGGCCUUGAGGACCGGUGAUGUCUUCGGAGACGACGUAGCCAAGUUCAAGAGAUCUCGGAAAGCUUCCAAAGCCAGUCAUAAAGGGAGAGAUUCUCCUCCGAGAGGAGUUUGCAGGGAAGACUCUAGGGAAAGGCAGAAGAACUGAACAAAGAAAAAGAAAGAAAGGUUGUGUAAGCAACGCUUGAAUGUCUAAUAAACUGUAGAAUUACAGUCGUAGAAUAAUUUCAAUACGUGAUAUAUUCCUGGUUUUAUUUAGACGACAUUCUGAACGUGAUAAGGUUUUCGAGUCGCAAAUAUUGAGAUUAUAAUAUUGUGUGAGUAGGAAUCUUGUGGAACAAAUAUGGCGAUGUUUAUGGCUAUUCUGUAAGGAUACCAAAUGUUAUCGAUAUCAAUCGACCACCGACGCAACUGACGACUGGAUUGCUACUACGAAGCUAAAAUAAAAAUAUGGGAGACGAGUUAAUAUAAAGAGAAAAGUAGAUUCAUUGCUUUACUUUUAUCUUUUUAAGAAGCUUCAGUUUUAAACCAGUUGCUAGUUUGUUGAUAAUAUUGUUUAAUAAAAAUAGCAAAUAAAUAUUACUCGAAAUUAGUAAUGUUAGAUAUUCAGAUUGGCUUUUUUGAGACAUAGGAGUUGAUUCCGAGAUACCUUUCUAAACCCAUUUCAGAACUUCUAAUAUGAUAUUAUAAAAAUUAAGGGCCAAUAUGGGCUAAAUUUUUAGUAGAUUUUAGUCAAAAUUAUUAUAAAUUUUAUUUAAAAUGAUCUAUAAAACAAUAAUUUCAUGAUACUAUCAAAUUCAAAUAUUAGGUUAUGAGAUAGUUUUAGAAUAAUGGCAUCUCAGAAUCAAUCCCACUUUUUAUUUAUAGAAUCCAUGGUGAUUACACUAUGAAAUAUUUUAACACCAAUGAAGUGUCAUAAAAUUUUAGGCAACAACGAAUAUCCGCUGCCAUUUAGGUACCUAUUACUUUAAUAAUACCACAUAUUAUUCUUAAGAACACAAUUUUGGUGCCUAAAUAUGUAAGAUUUUCGGAUUUUUUUUUUAAUUUUUGACGAUUUGGCCUUUGGCUAUCGACUGAUGAAGUCAAAGACUGGCAUGUUAUUCCAUAGACCUAAUUAUAUACAAUAUUUGUACUGAUAAGCGAUGUGUGAUUUGAAUAACCAUAGAGUAGUGUAUUGAUUUUUUUCAAUAGAGUUUUUUAUGUGUAUAGAUAAAAACUUAUUUUCUAGGCCGUCCUUACAGAAAUAUUUGAGUUUAUUUUUAUACUGUGUUACUUUUACUUCAAUGAUACAUCAAGUCUGUUCAAAUAUCGGGGUUUACCAGAAUGUUAUGAGUUUUUUUUUUAUUAAAAUGAUCUAAGUAAGUACCUACGUGUUUUUACGAUGUUGUAAUGACGGUCCAAUUUAAGUAAUGUUUCAAGUUAUGGGGCAUAAUGUUUACAUAUCCUCUAAUAUCUUGUCACACAAAGCACUGCAAGAUUUUUUUGUAAAAUAUUAUGAAUUGACAUAUUCCUAUUGUAUUAAUUGAUAACAAUAAUAUAUAUUUAGGAAUUGACACAACAGGCUACCAACAAAUGGAUUUUAGGAUUUUUUAAUACAAUUUAUAAGAAGUAGAUAAAAUUUUUGAUAAAUUUACAUUAUACAGAUUUCCUAUUGAUUUUUUUUUAAUAUUUCUUAAAUUUAUACAUUUUAUAAAGUGAUACGUGAAGUUAUUUUAUUUUUUGUAAAUAUUAUUUUAAUUUGCCAAAAUUUGUUACCGUGACGACAUAGAAAGAGAACUCUAGUAAUUUAUUCAAAUUUCGUAUGUACCGAAGUUUAUGAUUAUGUAAAUUUUAUUGUUUUGUUCAGUAUUGUAUAAGCGUAUAGUAUAUUAAUGUAAUUAUUAUAACUACUUAUAGACUAUUUAAAUUAAAUAUUUGAAACUA
Messenger RNA from Galleria mellonella (greater wax moth), 5698 nucleotides. RefSeq names its product disheveled-associated activator of morphogenesis 1 (gene DAAM). Gene Ontology annotation, biological process: positive regulation of actin filament polymerization; actin cytoskeleton organization. The record is from RefSeq and is a predicted model, not a curated record. NCBI's taxonomy places the organism in Eukaryota, Metazoa, Arthropoda, Insecta, Lepidoptera, Pyralidae. Bases 384 to 3923 code for a protein of 1179 amino acids. Gene Ontology annotation, molecular function: actin binding; small GTPase binding. The transcript is spliced from 21 exons.